CCCAACUCUCCUCUCCUCCUGCAGCUAUCUGGAAGAGUUUAGUAUUCAUCUCUUCAGCGCCUCCAUCACCCGUCGCUUCCGAGAGAGAACAAAAUGCGUGAGUGCAUCUCCAUACACGUAGGUCAGGCUGGCGUGCAGAUUGGCAAUGCCUGCUGGGAGCUGUACUGUCUGGAGCAUGGCAUCCAGCCGGACGGGCAGAUGCCCAGCGACAAGACCAUUGGAGGAGGAGACGACUCCUUCAACACCUUCUUCAGUGAGACCGGAGCCGGCAAGCACGUCCCCAGGGCUGUGUUUGUAGAUCUGGAGCCCACAGUCAUUGAUGAGGUGCGCACUGGAACCUACCGCCAGCUGUUCCACCCUGAGCAGCUGAUCACUGGAAAGGAGGAUGCUGCCAACAACUACGCCCGCGGACACUACACCAUUGGCAAGGAAAUCAUUGAUCUGGUCUUGGACAGGAUCCGCAAGCUGGCUGACCAGUGCACUGGACUUCAGGGGUUCCUGGUCUUCCACAGCUUCGGAGGUGGCACCGGUUCUGGUUUCACCUCCCUGCUGAUGGAGCGCCUGUCUGUCGACUACGGCAAGAAGUCCAAGCUGGAGUUCUCCAUCUACCCAGCUCCCCAGGUGUCCACUGCAGUGGUGGAGCCCUACAACUCCAUCCUGACCACCCACACCACCCUGGAGCACUCUGACUGUGCCUUCAUGGUGGACAAUGAGGCCAUCUAUGACAUUUGCCGUAGGAACCUCGAUAUCGAGCGUCCUUCUUACACCAACCUUAACAGGUUGAUUGGCCAAAUUGUGUCCUCCAUUACUGCCUCCCUCCGAUUUGAUGGUGCCCUUAAUGUUGAUCUCACUGAGUUCCAGACUAACUUGGUGCCCUACCCCCGUAUCCACUUCCCCCUUGCCACAUAUGCCCCAGUCAUCUCUGCUGAGAAAGCCUACCAUGAGCAGCUUUCAGUGUCUGAGAUCACAAAUGCUUGCUUUGAGCCAUCCAACCAGAUGGUGAAAUGUGACCCCCGUCACGGCAAGUACAUGGCAUGCUGCCUUCUGUACCGUGGUGAUGUGGUGCCCAAAGAUGUCAAUGCUGCCAUUGCCACCAUCAAGACCAAGCGCUCCAUCCAGUUUGUGGACUGGUGCCCCACAGGUUUCAAGGUGGGCAUUAACUACCAGCCCCCUACUGUGGUGCCUGGUGGUGACCUGGCCAAGGUGCAGAGGGCUGUGUGCAUGCUGAGCAACACCACUGCUAUUGCAGAGGCUUGGGCCAGGCUUGACCACAAGUUUGACCUGAUGUACGCCAAGCGUGCUUUCGUGCACUGGUACGUAGGUGAGGGCAUGGAGGAAGGCGAGUUCUCCGAGGCCAGAGAAGACAUGGCCGCCCUGGAGAAGGAUUACGAGGAGGUCGGUGUUGACUCCAUUGAGGGCGAGGGAGAGGAAGAGGGCGAGGAGUAUUAAAUGCUUCCCCCACGGCAUGUGUUGCCUACUCCCACAUAAACAAAAGGCAUUCCCCGAUCCUGACUUUUGCCUGAAGUAUUAAGUGAUGGCAGGUUAGGCUACCAUGUCCCAGUUGGUAUUAGGCUUCCACUAGUCCACAGACCCUUUAUCAGUGUUCUGGCUUGUCCCAUUGCUAUACCUUUGAGUUACAAGUAUUUUUGUGGCUAGAACCCAAUAAAAACCUCACUCAAACAAUA
Molecule: messenger RNA, 1685 nt
Organism: Alosa sapidissima (American shad)
Lineage: Eukaryota; Metazoa; Chordata; Actinopteri; Clupeiformes; Clupeidae
Product: tubulin alpha chain-like
Exons: 4
Coding region: 94-1449 (451 amino acids)
Biological process (GO): mitotic cell cycle; microtubule cytoskeleton organization
Cellular component (GO): microtubule; cytoplasm
Molecular function (GO): structural constituent of cytoskeleton; GTP binding
Source: RefSeq, a predicted model, not a curated record